UUAUAUUAGGUUGAGUGAAAGAGUAGUGAUUUGUAGAUUUUGAUUCUUUGGACGAAUGUUAAGAUUUCAUUGUUAAUGGAACUCUUUGAAUGAAUUGUUAAAUAAUUAUUCAUAAAUAAUUGUGUCGAGGUCGACUGCAGUUUUCUUUCCUGUUGUUUCUCGGCAACCAAACAAAGCCCACUUCAACUCACCAAGGUCUCUCUCUCUAUAUGUAUAUAUGUAUAUGGUUUGCAACAGUCAAAUUUUGAAUGGCGUUUCUAAGGUUAAGCAAAUUUUAUUCACACCCCUAGCCCGUAAAACCCUUUGUCUCUCCUUGUCUUCCUUGCCAUCCGAUCAAAACCCUACCAAAACCCUAAUUUCAACGGCCGUUUCAAUUCUCCGACACCAACGUUCGAAGUCCCGAUGGAGCCAUCUCCAAUCUCUGUUCCCGAAAGGCUUCACCCCCACCGAAGCUUCCCAAAUUGUUCUCCAAAUAAAAAACAAUCCACAUCUUGCUCUCUCCUUCUUCCUCUGGUGUCAUCACAAGUCCCUCUGCAACCACACCCUCCUCUCCUACUCCACCAUCAUUCACAUUCUUGCUAGAGCUCGCCUCAAGUCCCAAGCUUUAGGCCUAAUUCGGACAGCAAUUCGGGUUUUUGAUGAUUCGGAUGAAUGCUCAUCACAGCCUCCGAAAAUAUUUGAAUCGCUUGUCAAGACGUAUAAUUCGUGUGGGUCAGCUCCAUUUGUGUUUGAUUUGUUGAUUAAAGCAUGUUUGAAUUCGAAAAGGAUUGAACAGUCGAUUUCUAUUGUUAAAAUGCUUAGGUCUCGGGGAAUUAGCCCGACAAUUAGUACAUGUAAUGCUCUGAUUUGGCAGGUUUCACGGGGUCGGGGUUGUGAUGCAGGUUAUGAGGUUUAUAGGGAGGUUUUCGGGUCUUGGGAUGAUGAAAUCAAUGAAAAGGUUAGGGUUAGGGUUAGGGUUUGCCCAAAUGUGCAUACAUUCAAUGCAUUGAUGGUUUGUUUUUACCGGGAUGGUGGGGUGGAGAAGGUGGAGGAGAUUUGGGCUGAAAUGGGGGAAUGGGAUUGUAAUCCAAAUGCCUAUAGCUAUAGUGUUCUAAUGGCAGCAUUUUGUGAUGAAGGGAGGAUGGGAGAGGUUGAGAAGUUAUGGGAAGAAAUGGGAAUUAAGAAAAUGGAGCAUGAUAUCGUGGCGUAUAACACAAUAAUCGGUGGGUUUUGUAGAAUUGGGGAGAUUGAGAGGGGAGAAGAGCUUUUCAGAGAAAUGGAAUUGAGUGAGAUUCAGAGUACUUGUGUUACUUACGAGCAUCUUAUUAACGGGUAUUGUGAAAUUGGAGAUGUUGAUUCAGCAGUACUUUUGUACAAGGAUAUGUGCAGGAAAGGUUUCAGGGCAGAGGCAAGAACUGUUGAUGGGAUGAUUCUCUUACUUUACAAUAGGAGGGUUCAUGAAGCUUUGAAGUUAUUGAGGGUUGCAAUGGGAAAUGUUGAAUUUGCGCCAAAGGGGAAGAGUUAUGAGACUCUGAUAAAGGGUUUUUGUGAAGAGGGGAAGAUGGAAGAGGCAUUGAAACUUCAAUCAGAGAUGGUGGGGAAAGGGUUCAAACCGACUCUUGAGAUUUAUAGUGCUUUUAUUGAUGGUUAUAUGAAACAAGGGAACAAAGAAAUUGCAGAAACCUUAAGGAAGGAAAUGUUCGAAACUCAAAUGCAGCAGGAAGAGAAUUAGAUGAAUUUUGUUUGUUGACAGGAGCCAACUCCUUAGGUCACAAGAGUAACCAGUAACCUGUACUUAAUGACCCAAGUUACUGCAUGCUUACUUGGUUGAUUCUUGCUGAACCUAAAAAGCAUCUUGUUGAACAUAACUUGGUACAUAUUUGAUGGGCACAUGAUUUUUUUGAUUCUGUAUCUUAAAAUAAGUGAAAUAAAUUUUGAUGGUGGUGAGGUAUUAUGUCUGCAACCGAAUGGAAUGCAUGAUUUGAAUUGCUUAUUACAGUGGUAGUGACAAGAGUUGUGAACAUAGACUCGAAUGCAUAAGUAGCUGUAGUAAAUCAGUUCAUUAAGGGGAGGGUGUAUAUUCAAACCCAUGUUUUUUAUCCUGAAGAAUUUCAACUCCAUUCCAUUAAGAGCAUGCAUCAUUUCAAUGUUAAAUCUUGUUAUUGUAGUGAGUGGCAUGGGAAAUUCAUAGGACAGAAAAAGGCUUAAGACUGCUGCCCCACUCAGUGUGGCUUGGUGCAUUGGGAGGAAGCUAAAUAAAAGUAGGUUUAAAGGGCAGGGUUUUCUGUGGAAAAAAAAAAAAAUUGGAGGACAUAAUUCUCAGGUUUUUCUGGGUAGAUGGUGAAAUGUAAAACAGAAGGAGAUGCCCUUUCUGAGGUUUUGUUGAUGGCUUGGUUUGCUGCUGAGUUUGAGUCUGUCCUCUUGGUCUUGUUUUCAUUUUGGUCUUGUUUUCUUGUUGUUUUAUUCUUUGGAUGUCACUUUGUUAUUUGUAUACAUCCUGAUCAUGUGCGCUUGUUCUUGGGUCAAUAACCCUUUGGGCAUCUUUUUUGUGUUUACUAGCCCGAGCCUUUCAAAAGAAAAAUAUCAGAUGUUGCGCAUGGAUAGCUGUUAUCAGUUUCUAUGAAAUGAUAGCUGUGAUGGGAAUUAGUGUGCAUAGCCAGAAAAGGGCAAUCCAGAACUACAUUGCAUAGCCAAGUUAUCUAGAGAACAGAGGAGCUGCGAAGAGUCACAAUGUGAUUCUUCCCAACCUUCAAUGACCCUGGUUUCGUCCUUCUUUGGCAAUGUAAUUCCACACUUCCUAGUUUGAAUUUCCAAAGGGAAAUGACUUUUGCUUGUAAAUGAAAUAUUUGUACGAUGUACUGGAUUGAAUCAUUUAAUUUGAUCCCUAUUCAUUUGCACCAA
This is a messenger RNA of Vitis riparia (riverbank grape), 2880 nucleotides long. Its product is annotated as pentatricopeptide repeat-containing protein At2g15980. The record is from RefSeq and is a predicted model, not a curated record. Gene Ontology annotation, molecular function: protein binding. Lineage: Eukaryota; Viridiplantae; Streptophyta; Magnoliopsida; Vitales; Vitaceae.